Molecule: messenger RNA, 2633 nt
Organism: Capsicum annuum
Lineage: Eukaryota; Viridiplantae; Streptophyta; Magnoliopsida; Solanales; Solanaceae
Product: protein CHUP1, chloroplastic
Exons: 4
Coding region: 453-2333 (626 amino acids)
Biological process (GO): chloroplast organization
Cellular component (GO): chloroplast outer membrane
Source: RefSeq, a predicted model, not a curated record
CAUUAAUCCAAACAACAUAGUGUUUUAGUGCUGGUAGCCUAGUGUUUUUUUCCCUCAAGAAAUUUUACUAUGAAUAAAAACAGCACAAGAAAGAAUAGAAUAUUUUGUAAAUGAAAUUUGAAAGUAGUCCGUCCAUUUGCAGUUUGCGUGUACUUGAGUCGGACAAACUCAAACACAAACUGUAACAGAACAAAACAAAUCCCACAUCAAAUUCACUCGAUUCGCCCCCUUUUGAUUCUUCAACUUGGAUGCCCAUAAACUUGUACUGUACACUACUAUUUUGCCAAGAUUCCUCAUCUUUUUUUACAAAGGUUCAACCAAAUCCAACUCUUUAACAAGGGAUCUUGCUUGUUCCCUUUUGAUUUGUUUUUCUUUUGUGAUUUUGGGGGAUUAUAGAUGGCUGAUGAAGAAGAGAGAAAAUUCUUGGAUUUUGCAUUUACUGUUAGCAGAGGAUGGUGAGAAACAAUAGGGAUAUAAGACCUAUAAUCUUCAAAUUUGGGGUUGCUUUAGCUAUCUCACUUGGUGGAAUUCUCUUUACUUUUUUCAGAACCAAAAAAAUCAAGCCCUCCAAUUCAGGUGGUAAAAAAGGAGAGCUGCAAAAUGAUGAUCAGACAAAACCUGCCUCCGGGAAUUCAGUUUCCGAAUUUCCAUGGAGAUUUGAGAACGUCCCUGUACCAAAAAGCAUUAUUGAGAGUUCUAUAAAUGGUCUAUCUGCAAAUUGUAGGUCUGAUGAAGAUAGAGAUGAUCUUCUUCUGCCAGAGUUCAAUGAACUUGUAAAGGACUUCGGUUCGUCUCCAAAGGCUAGUUUUUCACCAUGUAAGGAUGUUGAAACGCCACUGCAGGAUGCAGAUUCAUCUAAGGAAAACAAAAUUGUCGGAAGAGAUGUCCGUGAGCAAGAGAUAGAGAACCUGAAUAAUAUUGUUAAAACUCUUAAAGAAAGGGAGAGAACUCGUGAGAUCCAACUGCUCGAGUAUUAUGGCCACAAGGAGCAAGUAAAGGCCAUCGCGGAGCUUCAAAAUCGCCUAAGGAUAAACAAUGUGGAGGCCAAGCAUUUGGGUCUAAAGAUCGAGUCUUUGAAGGCAGAGAAGAUGAGAUUAGAGGCUCAAGUGGCUGAAUCUGCACGUGUUGUCUCAGAACUUGAAGCUGCGAAAUUGAAAAUAAAGCAGCUAAAAGAGAAGCGCAGGUUGGGUGCUGAUCGCAACAAGGAACAGCUUUUAUCCCUUAAAGAAAGAGUUCUGAAGCUGGAGGACAAGGAGAAGAAUCCAGUUGAAACUGAAUCAGAUGUUCAGUUAAAGCUCCAAAAACUGAAUGACUUGUCAAUUGAGGCUAAUGAGUUGAGGAAAUCUAACCAAAGGUUAAAAGAAGAAAACUCGACACUGGCUGGUAGACUAGAAUCUGUUCAGAUGAUUGCCAUUACUGCUCUGGGGAAUGAUGAAACAGAAGUACUGAAAGAACUGAGAAAGCAAAAUGAAGAUUUAGUAAAGCAAAAUGAAGAUUUAGUAAAGGAAGUCGAGCAGCUUCAAGCAGGUCGCUUCAGUGAUGCUGAGGAACUAGUCUAUCUUCGAUGGGUAAAUGCUUGCCUGCGGUAUGAGCUGAGGAACUAUCAGCCUGUCCCAGGCAAAACAACCGCAAGGGAUCUCAGUAAAACGUUAAGCCCCAAGUCUGAGAACAAAGCCAAGCAACUAAUUCUUGAAUAUGCAGAUAAAGAAGGCCAAGGGGAUAGAGGGAUCCAUGAUUUGGAUAUUGAUUCUGACUGGUUAUCUUCCCAACCAUCCCAUCUUACGGACUCGGGUGAGUUAUAUGAUACUUCUAUUGAUAAUUCUUCAGGCCAUAAGUCUGACGCUUCAAACAAACACAAAUUCUUUGGUAAGCUUAUGAAAUUAAUAAGGGGAAAAAACCAUCAUCAUAGUCAGAGUCCUCCGGAAAUGGUUCACAGUACAGAAGAUGAUGCAGUAAGACGCUCGAGUUAUUCUUCCGAGUACAAUUCAGAUACGGCUGUCACAGAUACUGGAGCUAGUAGGCGCCAAAGCAGAUCAAGAACUCCAUCUCAGGGUUCAUCCAAACAAACUGUGGAUUUCCAUUCAUUUUAUCAAGGUUCUAGGAGCGAUAAAGGAGAAAGCAAAAACUCUUUGGCACAUAAGAGGAGAUAUAGUGAUGUGGGCUCAUUAGAUUAUAUCUCAAACAAUCUCGCUGAAUCGUCUCAAGAAAAAAGAAAUACUCAUGACCCAGAAAAUGUCCAGAAAUCUGAGCUGGCGAAAUAUGCAGAAGUUUUGAAAGGAUCUCGCUCUAAAGCACCAGUUCGCAAGAGAUCAGCAUCAGUUAGUUUCUUCUAACUACUGCAAAAGUAUGCAAGACUAUACCAGUUUUUGUUGCCCCUCUUUAUUAAUAGAGGUAGCAUAGGUUCUAUAGUUGAGUGAUCCUUCAACGAGGGGAAUCAACAUAUUGCAACAUGAUUACUUCAGUUGUUUACUGUAUGUAGUCCUACAAAUAUAAAAACUAGUGCAGCUUCUUCCAUUGAAGUUAUAGUUAUGAAAUUUUUAUUAGCAAAAGGAAACAGAACACAAGAGUAUACAUGUGUGUUACAUUGGAUUCAAUGUUUGAUUUCCUAUGCAGCUUCUGGUGUUGCUUUUUCA